AAAGCAGGAAAUGUCUGUUAAGACUUUCGCUUUAGAAACGCGCGUGGACACGAUACUAAUUUCUCUGGAACGAUAGUCUUUCUUAAAAGAAAUGUGAAUUAUUACAACAAAUAUGAGACCUGCAGUGCUCUUGCUCUUCGGAGUUUACUAUACGUAUGCUGGAACACACUCUCUGAGAUACGUCUACACUGCUGUGUCUGGAGACAUUGACUUCCCAGAGUUCACAGCGGUUGGUCUGCUUGAUGAUCAGCAGUUCAUGUACUUUGACAGCAACACAAAGAAAACUGUGCCGAAGAUAGAGUUCAUGAGAAAGAAUGAGGGAAAAGAUUACUGGGACAGAGAGACUCAGAUUGAUAUCGGCACACAUCAGAGCUUCAAAGUCAUCAUCCAGACUCUAAAGGGACUCUUCAACCAGACCGGGGGUGUGCACACAUACCAGCGAAUGUACGGCUGUGAGUUUAAUGAUCAGACCGGAGAGACAAAUGCAUUCAAACAAGAUGGAUGUAAUGGAGAGGACUUUCUGACUCUGGAGUUGAAGGAGAUGAGAUAUAUUUCUCCAGUGCAGGAAGGAUUCCUCACUGUACAGAAGUGGAACAAUGACAGAUAUGGUCUUGAAAAAGACAAAAAUUACUUCAGCACUGAGUGCUUUGAGUGGCUGAAGAAGUAUCUUCAGAAUGGAAAGAGCAGCCUGGAGAAAACAGUCUCUCCUCAGGUGUCUCUUCUGCAGAAGUCUCCUUCGUCUCCAGUCUCGUGUCACGCUACAGGUUUUUAUCCCAAAGAGGUUUCUAUCUCCUGGCAGAAGAACAAACAAGAUGUUGAUGAAGAUGUGGAUCUGGGAGAACUUCUUCUCAAUGAAGACGGCUCUUUCCAGAAGACCAGCACCCUCAACGUUAAACCUGAGGAGUGGCAGAAGAACGAGUAUGAAUGUGUCGUGGAGCACAAGAGCAGAACCAUCAGAAGCGUCCUGAAAGGAGACAAGAUCAGAACUAACUCCGGUUCUGUUCCCAUCGGGUUGAUUGUUGGUGUCGUCGCUGCUCUUCUUCUUCUGGUGAUUCUUGGUGUCGCUGGGUUCAUGGUUUAUCAGAAAAAGAAAGGCUUCAAACCUGUUGCGUCUGAUGACGGAUCUAACAGCUCCACUCGUUCAGAUCAAAAAGCUUGAAGAUGAGAUCAGAUGAGUGCAAGAGAUGAAGUUAAAAGAAGAUGCUUGUCCUGCUGUCCAUCUUGCUUACAACAAACACACACAGACACAGAAACACACACACACACACACACAGAAACACACACAGAUACAGACACACACACACACACACACAGAUACACACACACACAGAUACAGACACACACACACACACACACACACACACAGAUACAGACACACACACAGAUACAGACACACACACACACAGGAUCUUAUACUUCAGUGGAGGGUUGAUCUAUAUUAUGGUUUUAUAUUAAUCACAUCUGGAAAGUAAAGUUUUUGUUUCAUCUUUAUGUUCAUCUUGAUAGAAUCUAAAUAAAUCUGGGGAAUGAGAGCAAAGUCUGUAUCUGCUGCAAAACUUACAAUAACUUUUUGGAUGAAUUGUUUAAAUUAAGCUAUUACAUCAAUAAAAUGAAACAAUAUGUAGGAAUCUUAUUUAUUUUUUAUGCGGGAUUAUGGGGCUUUUUCUGUUUAUUUUCUUAAUUCUUUUGGACAUAAUCUAGAUAAGAAGAUAAGUGUACUAUAAAAUAAUAUUGAUUCUUGUAAUGUUAAUGUUACGAACAGCACCUCUGUGGCUCUCUCCGACCACCACCGGAGGGAGCCCUCACCUGAAUACUAAUCGCUCUAGGACUCUGUUUCCCAUAAUCCCGUGCCUUGGACUGAUUAGCGCUGCCAAGUGUUCCUCAUUCCCUUCACCCUUUAAAAGAUCUUCCCCACCAUCGUUCAGUGCGAAGUCUUGUUUGUACGUACAACAAUUCCGAGCAUUUUCCUAGUAUCUGUAUACCUGUUGCCGACCUUGUUUCUGUUUGUUUCUACGAUUGAUAUCUGCCUGCCCACCGACCUUCCGCCUGUCUUUGUUUACGUCUCUUGGAUUUCCCUGUACACUGUCGUUCGCUCCUGUUUAACCCUGCCUGUCUGACCACGAUUAAAGUCUGUCGCAAAUGGA
Messenger RNA from Puntigrus tetrazona (Sumatra barb), 2144 nucleotides. RefSeq names its product BOLA class I histocompatibility antigen, alpha chain BL3-7-like. NCBI's taxonomy places the organism in Eukaryota, Metazoa, Chordata, Actinopteri, Cypriniformes, Cyprinidae. Bases 113 to 1159 code for a protein of 348 amino acids. Gene Ontology annotation, biological process: immune response. Gene Ontology annotation, cellular component: external side of plasma membrane. The record is from RefSeq and is a predicted model, not a curated record. The transcript is spliced from 8 exons.